UUCAGAAUUUGGCGCGAGGUGAUUACGAGGUGGAAAAGAGGAGUUCACUGACAGAUCUGGGAAAAUAUAGCGAGAAACACCUUUUUUUUUGCUGGAAGCCGUUUGGAAAACUGGAUUAUGCAUUUUAUCUUAAUUACAAAAACCUGAAGAAAUCCCUAUGAAAUGUCGGUUGCAACGGAAACUUCGACGUCCCGGGUGCCUCUCCCUCUUCCGGCCCACCUUUGCCACGCAGAACAGUCGUUCUCCCUCAAAAAGCGCAGAUUCCCGUUAUCCUCCUCGUCUGCUUCUAAUAAUUCAUCCAGCUCCUCCCCACUUCGAGUCUCCUAUUCCCUGCCUCCACUACCACCAUCCAAAGGAUGCCCCCCUCUGAGCAGAAUGUUCCCUCCCCAUCAAUCCCCCUGGACGCCGCUGUCAGACUCUCUCACUAAAUCUCCCCCUCCGAGCUCCUUGUAUGACCCCAGUAAGCAUAACUCCUAUUUUGGUCAGUGCUUCACUAAUUUGGGCCUUCUUGGUAGAGGAUCCUUUGGAGAGGUCUAUAAGGUGCAAAACAACAAGGAUGGCCGUCUUUACGCCGUGAAACGCUCCGCUCAUCGCUUCAGAGGGAACAGCGACAGGAAACGAGGUGUUAAAGAAGCCAAGGACCACGAGCGCAUUUGUCCUCAUCCUCACAUUCUGGAUUUUGUGGCGGCGUGGGAGGAGAGCGACCGACUGUAUAUUCAGACAGAGCUGUGCAGCACCAGCUUGCUGCUACAUGCUGAGAACAAGCCUCCUGGCCCCGAUGAGCCAGCGGCGUGGGGUUACCUGUGUGACCUGCUGUCUGCUCUGCAGCACCUGCAUUCUCAUGGUUUUGUACAUUUGGACCUUAAACCCGCCAAUGUUUUAAUUACGGAGUCUGGUCGCCUUAAGCUGGGUGACUUUGGGCUCCUGUUGGAGAUCGACCAGACGGUGGCAAAGUUGCGAAACGGGAAGGUAAAGGAGGACAUCCAGGAAGGAGAUCCUAGAUACAUGGCUCCGGAGCUCCUCCGUGGGGAAUAUGGACCUGCUGCAGAUGUUUUUAGUUUGGGUGUUUCUAUUCUGGAGCUUGCCUGUAACCUUGAGGUACCAAAUGGUGGUGAGGGAUGGCAGCAACUCAGACAGGGACACCUCCCCUCUGAGUUUACCAACGGCCUGUCUGUUGAGCUUCAGUCAGUCCUGAGGAUGAUGCUGACCCCAGAACCAUCUGAAAGACCAACAGUCUCUCAACUUCUUGCUUUGCCUUCUGUCAGAAAACGCAGAUGGAAAAGGCGCAUUUAUCUGAUGGUUGCUGAGACCAUGUUGACCCUGGUCUCCUUCUGCCAAUUUGUGAUGGGCUUUAGUUGCAAGCUUCUCUCUUCAGUUUGCUUACCGUUUGUGCCUCGGUGGUCGAAGCCAGAGCCUAGCACGCCUCCUAAGGACAGCUGUGACAGGGACAUGACGUUGUCCCUCAGUUCCCUGCAUAAUGAUCCUGGAAGUCCUGAGGAUGAUGGAGUUUUUCUGCUUCAUACAGAUGCAGAACAUUCCCCCACCUUUUCACUCAGGCUUAAAUCCAGACUGUCAGCAGAAAGCACGUCAACUCCUCUCCAAGGUUCACCGACACAGAACCACCACAGUCCUGUCCACACAUCCGUUAUAUCCACACAGUCGGUUCUGGGGGACUGGUCAUCCUAUAACUUGGCCCUGACUCCAUCCAGCAUCUACUCCAACAGAUCCUGCCACACACUGACCCCCAACCUCAGCCCCAUUCAUGCAGAGCCCCAGCCGAGCUCUUCCUCCACCCGUCUUCAGCGGCUCCACGCAGACGAGGCGGCCCCGCGUUCUAACUUUGAACCGAAGAACCUGCUCAGCCUGUUUGAAGAAACAACAGAAGGACAUCCUUGAGAACCCUAGAGAGUCCAUUCCGUAUUGGGCUUGUGUGAACGCGUCUUUUUUUCUCUGCCAUUUUGUAAAUACUGCAACGGGUUCUUUUAAAGUGUUUUUGAAAAAUAUGGAUUUGAAUAUUUAGUCGGACUUUACAGCACUUUUUACGUUUGUGUAAACGCAGACAGUUUUGCAACUGGCAUGGUGUGAUUUAUUUGUUACUAUUUGCAUGAUUGACUCUAUAGAGUAUUUUUUCCUCAUGGGGCACAAAGCAAAGAUUUGAAGUUGUGGUGCCUAAUAAGUUUGAGAAAACAUAACAUUUUGACUACUCUGGGUUCCUUUCUUCAUACAAGUUUUUGUUUUUGGAUUAAAUGUUACAGGUUGUUCUUGAGGACAUCCAGUAGAACCAACAGAAUGGAUGGUGAGUUGGUGUAACAUCUUCACCACUAGAUGGCAGUCAUGUACUAUAAAAUAUAUGCCUUUGGUCAUUAAAAGUCUGGAG
Cyprinodon variegatus (sheepshead minnow) is the source of this 2377-nucleotide messenger RNA. It is a transcript of the gene pkmyt1, whose product is annotated as protein kinase, membrane associated tyrosine/threonine 1. Gene Ontology annotation, biological process: protein phosphorylation. The record is from RefSeq and is a predicted model, not a curated record. Lineage: Eukaryota; Metazoa; Chordata; Actinopteri; Cyprinodontiformes; Cyprinodontidae. The coding region runs from base 163 to 1896 and encodes 577 amino acids. Gene Ontology annotation, molecular function: protein kinase activity; ATP binding. The transcript has 8 exons.